AUGACAAUCAAGAUGAUAACCCUCCUGCUGGCCCUACUCGCCGCCGCCGUCGUCGCCGCCGCCUUCGAGUACGAGGCCAGUAACCCACGUCAGCAGCAUCCACCGUGCCAAGUCCAGAUGCACGGGCGCCAGUUCCAGGGGUGCCAGACGUACCUCUGUCAGGGAAGAGGCGGCGGGCCCCAGUCAUCGGAGAUCAAUCCACAGCCGGAGGAGGAGGAGGAGAAGUCAUUGAGAGAGUGCUGCCGGCAGCUGGCGGAGGUGGCGGAAGAGUGCCGGUGCGAAGCCGUCAAGCGGGCGGUUAGGCAGCUCCAGCAGAAGGAGGGCCAGCGGGCCGGCCAGGAGCAGAUUUACGAGAAGGCCACGGAUCUCCCGCGCGCGUGCCACGUGGAGCCGCCGGAGUGCCGGUUAGGGCCGCGUUCGCGUAGGUCGGAGGUAUGA
Molecule: messenger RNA, 438 nt
Organism: Striga asiatica
Lineage: Eukaryota; Viridiplantae; Streptophyta; Magnoliopsida; Lamiales; Orobanchaceae
Source: the annotation of a GenBank genome assembly